This is a messenger RNA of Labrus bergylta (ballan wrasse), 1231 nucleotides long. Its product is annotated as immunoglobulin kappa light chain. Gene Ontology annotation, biological process: response to bacterium. NCBI's taxonomy places the organism in Eukaryota, Metazoa, Chordata, Actinopteri, Labriformes, Labridae. The record is from RefSeq and is a predicted model, not a curated record.
ACUUCAAAGUACCUAGAUUCUUUUCAUUCGACGCAGCAAACUCCACACGAUGACACCCCUGAGCUUAGCAUUGUAUCUGACUUAUCUGUACUUUGGAGACUUGGCUCAGACGACUGAUCUGAAAUCGUCCAUAUAUGUGCGUCAAGAGAGCGGUGUUAUACCAGCUAAUGUGGGUGAUAAUGUGACACUGAGAUGUUUCUAUGAAGCUCAUGCAGUAAUGUUUUUCUGGUACAAACAAAGUCUGGGAGAGAAACCAAAGCCCAUGACUGUCUUCUAUCGACAUCAGACAAGUGGAAACUUCCUUAAUGAAUUCAAGAACAAUGAUCGUCUCAGAUUGGUCACAGGAGCUGGUGAAAAUCACUUGACAAUCAGGAAUUUAGUAAUUUCUGACUCCGCUACCUACUACUGUACAGGGAGCUUUGAAAACGAUUUUGAAUUUGUAGAGGGCACUACUGUUAGUGUAAAGGGUUCAGAUUUGAGGAUCCCAGCGAUAGUCCAUCAGUCAGAAUCUGAGAACAUUCAGCCAGGAGGCUCUGGGGCUCUGAGCUGUUCAAUCAACACUGGGACCUGUGAUGGAGAACACAGUGUGUACUGGUUCAAAACCUCUGAAGGAUCUCAUCCAGGACUCUUUUACACACAUGGAGGCAGGAAUGAUCAGAGGGAAUCUAACACACAACUACACAGCUGCUUCUACAACUUCCCAGUGGAAAAACAGAAUUUUUCUCAUGAUGGGACUUACUGCGCUGUUGCCACAUGUGGACACAUUCUGUUUGGAAAUAAGACACAAUUGGACUCUGCAAAUGGAAUUGUCCUGGAGUAUUUCUUAAUUGGAGCUUUGGCAUUCAGCAUGACACUGGUCAUCAUACUGGGGUAUGCAACUUAUACAACAUACAGAAGUAACCGCAGCCAUUGCACAGACUCGAGGACUUCAAAUGGCUUGACUUCAAAUGCAGUGGAUUUCCAAGACACAGACGGCAUCCAUUACUCUGUUCUGAGGGUACAAAAGGUCAACAACAGACCAACAAGACAUGAGUGUGACACCCUAAGCGAAUGUGUGUACUCCAGUGUGAGGCAGUAGAGCUGCACAUUAUGACUUUGUAAACUGUAAAUAUGUAAGAACAUGUUUAAAUUAAUGUGUUUAUCAAGAUAUAUAAUGUACAUUUUUCUGUCAGGUGUUGCCUUGAUUCACUGAAUAUAAAGUUCUGCCUUUCAAUAAACUUGUAUAAAAGAG